CUAUCCUCUCCAGGAUUUCCUGAUGGCUGCUCGGACCAAUAGUCCACCAGACAUUCCUGAUGCCGUUAAAACCUCCAUAUUUGAAUUACUUGAUGCGGACUUGAAUAAAACAAUACUUGACUCUCUAUUACAAGGCAUAUACACUGGAAUCGUAGCUGUCACACUAUGGUAUAUUUUUAUGAACAAGUCUCAGCGUAUUCGACAAGGCAUGGUUAUCAUUAUAAUACUCCUUUAUAUUGUCACCGCAUUCAACUUCGUGAACAUUUGGUUGGACAUGCACAUUUUAUUCAUCGACCAUGGACAGAGUUUCUGGAGAAAAUAUUUGUUUUCUCGUGAUCCAACUGCAUUGAAAACAAUUGGUGGGGGUGUCGCAGCUGCAACCUGUACUAUCCUUGCAGACUCUACUAUUGCAGGAGGUGAAGCGGGAGGUGGACUCAGGGCUUACCACCAUGUCCUCGAGAUCUUGAUUGAGUCAUCAGCUCUUUAUUCAAUAGCCUUGAUCUUAUGCACCGCCUUCUUUGCUUGCAAUACCAUUUCAAUUAUGUACUUCGAUGUCUUAGCAGCAAUUGCACGGGGAAUUGCCCCGACACUCAUCAUAGGGCGUGUCGCAGCAGGUCAUGCCCAUCCAGAUGAUUCAUGGAUGGGAAGCGUGAUAUCGGGUUCACUCCAUUUCAGGACGUGUUCCAGGGUUCAGAGUUCUCGGAAUGAAGACCUUGAAGCUCAGCAGGAGAGCUCCGACGAAUAUGGCCAUCGUACUUUGAUGGACUCUGAGGAAGAUAUUACAGAUGACCACCGCUGCACCUUGAGGGCCUUCCAGGAAGAUAUUGGGGUUGAGAUGGAGUGCCUCAUUCUUGCAGAUCACCCAAAGGCCUGCAUAGGGAGACGACAGGAUGGUGACUUUGAUAUUGAGGAUGGUAUAUGUGGGGAUGAGCUCCAAGUCUGA
This is a messenger RNA of Desarmillaria tabescens, 943 nucleotides long. RefSeq lists its product as uncharacterized. The transcript has 5 exons. The coding region runs from base 23 to 943 and encodes 306 amino acids. The record is from RefSeq and is a predicted model, not a curated record. Lineage: Eukaryota; Fungi; Basidiomycota; Agaricomycetes; Agaricales; Physalacriaceae.